AUGUACACAGUGAUCGGCGUUACACUAGUCGCGGCAGGUGAGUUCGCGGUGAGCAAAUUUGAUAUGCGCACGCGCAGACACAUGGGCGGCCGGUGGAGCACUGCGCGGCGCAAACCGCACGGACCCGACACUUGGGAUGUGUCGCUCGAAACCUGUUCUCCGGAACAGAAGCCUGAUUCUGAUAUUUACACUAGCCAUUCGCUAGUCUGGUUCUUAGACUAG
Messenger RNA from Leptosia nina, 222 nucleotides. NCBI's taxonomy places the organism in Eukaryota, Metazoa, Arthropoda, Insecta, Lepidoptera, Pieridae. The record is from the annotation of a GenBank genome assembly.